AUGUCGGAAAUCAGUGAUGCGCUUCAAUAUGAGCCUAAGGCGGUAGUCAUCUUAUUGUUGCUGAUUAACUUUUGGAAUUUUGCGGGGCGAGUGUUAUGUGGUUUUAUAUCUGAAAAAUUAGUUAUGAAAUAUAAAGUUCCUCGCCCCCUUAUGUUAUCAACAAUUCUUUUUCUCUCAUGCAUCGGGCUGCUGCUCAUCGCGUCCCCCUUCAAGGAUUCACUGUUUUUGGCAUCAGCAAUCAUUAGUUUUGCACUUGGUGCACAACUGCCACUUGUUUUGGCCAUAAUUUCUGACAUUUUUGGCCUGAAGCACUAUUCCACUUUGUUCAAUUGUAGACAAAUGGCAGGUUCAGUUGGCUCAUAUUUGUUAACUAAGGAGCUCACUGGAAGCAUCUACGAUGCAGAGGCAAUGAAGCUGCAUAGAAUGGAGGGUUUGGGAAAGCCACUGGUUUGCCAGGGAAAAAAAUGUUUUGGCCUGUCUUUUACAAUUAUGGCCAUUGUGACAUUUUUUGGAGGUUUAAUUUCAUUGAUUCUGGCUGCAAAAACGCGAGAAUUUUACAAAGGUGAUAUACACAAAAGGUACAGAGGUGAUGAUGAGAAGACUGAGGUGGCAUCAUCUUUAGCUGAUGAAGUGGCAAUGGAAUGA
Messenger RNA from Alnus glutinosa, 645 nucleotides. RefSeq lists its product as uncharacterized. NCBI's taxonomy places the organism in Eukaryota, Viridiplantae, Streptophyta, Magnoliopsida, Fagales, Betulaceae. The transcript has a single exon. The record is from RefSeq and is a predicted model, not a curated record. Gene Ontology annotation, cellular component: membrane. Bases 1 to 645 code for a protein of 214 amino acids.